Messenger RNA from Aspergillus heteromorphus CBS 117.55, 483 nucleotides. RefSeq lists its product as uncharacterized. The record is from RefSeq and is a predicted model, not a curated record. The coding region runs from base 1 to 483 and encodes 160 amino acids. Lineage: Eukaryota; Fungi; Ascomycota; Eurotiomycetes; Eurotiales; Aspergillaceae. The transcript has a single exon.
AUGUUCACCAAGUCUCUUCUUCUCCUCUGCGCCACGGCCGCCUCAGUCGUUGCAACAAACAACCUCAACUUUAUCUACUCGACCUCCUCCUACGACGAUAUCGGCGGCGACGGCAGCGGUUACUCCACCGGCUUCACCAUCAAGGACACGAGCGGUAACACGCUGUGGCACAGGUCGGACCCCGACGGCUACGCUCCGUGUAUGGAAGACAGCGAGAAAUUCACCAUGACGUCCGACUGCUGGACCGGCACCUGGACCUUUGGUUGCGAGUCCAAAUUCGAUGGCAAACCCAAAUUGUGCGCCGCCUAUAGCCCCGAUGACGUCAAGUACUCGGGCAAGGUGGACUCCAGUGAGGAUUUCAUUGGAAUCAGCGCUGGCUCCGAGGGUACUUGCGGUGGAAGCUUCUAUGCGGCGGGGGAAACUUGCACCAAGGAUAGCACGUUCAAGGUCACCGGCCGUUACAGGGGUAAUCUUCGGGAUUAA